GAGAGAGUUUCAUCUCAAGAUUCUCAUCUCAAACUGUAAAUUAAUUUGCUCACUGCUAGCAAAUUGUAUCUCAUCACACUUUUGUCAUGGCAAAAUAUCAUCUUACUUGGUGUUGACUCUAUCCUAGAUCCUAUCCUGCACACCAGCAUGACCCACCGUGGGAGAAUGAAUGUCCCCAUAGGCAGCUCUGAUGUUGACCGGAAAGAUCUGCCUGAAUUUGAACCUGUUGCAGAGGUUGUUCCUCGUGGACCACUGGAUCGCGAUAAAUUGGUAGUGCAGAGUGUGGAAUUGCACAAGGACCAGAACAAAGCAGCACAUCGGACCAACUCCUUUAAACAUGAUGGCCUCAUCAUACGGCGGGGUCAGGUGUUCACCCUGACUGUCACCUUCGACCGCGUGUACACUCCAAAAGAUACGGUCAUCUUGGAGUUUACAAUUGGUGAUAACUUCCUCUCUGACAAGGAGACUUACAUCACGCUGAAUCUAGGAGCCAGGACUGGGAAUAAGUGGGAAACCAGGAACACUGUGAACGGUAACACAGUAACUGUGGACAUAAAACCUUUAGCAGACUGCAUUGUGGGAAUGUAUUGCUUCAAUGUGAUCGUGGUGACGCCUUUGGGAAAAUUUCGGACUAAGAGAGACCCCAACACAGACUUUUACAUCCUGUUCAAUGCAUGGUGCCGAGAGGAUGCCGUCUUCUUAAAUAACGAGAGUCAGAGGACAGAGUACGUUCUCAAUGAACAGGGAGUAAUCUACAAUGGAGACACUGAAAAUGUGACCCAGAAGUCAUGGAACUAUGGACAGGUGAAAAACAGAGAACCAUGACACAAUGUUAUUAUCAUUUGUUUUGAUGUUCAGUAUCAGUAUUCAGUUCAGUACCACCUUUAAGGGUCAAUGGGGCUGAAUCAAAUUGAUUUUAAUUUACUGCGGAUGAUUGGAGCCUAACUGUAAUGGAAUUGGGUGAAGAAUUAAAAUGCAUUUCACCACAGU
Molecule: messenger RNA, 990 nt
Organism: Clupea harengus (Atlantic herring)
Lineage: Eukaryota; Metazoa; Chordata; Actinopteri; Clupeiformes; Clupeidae
Product: coagulation factor XIII A chain-like
Biological process (GO): peptide cross-linking; blood coagulation, fibrin clot formation
Molecular function (GO): protein-glutamine gamma-glutamyltransferase activity
Source: RefSeq, a predicted model, not a curated record